Messenger RNA from Asparagus officinalis (garden asparagus), 1968 nucleotides. RefSeq names its product wall-associated receptor kinase-like 14. Gene Ontology annotation, biological process: protein phosphorylation. NCBI's taxonomy places the organism in Eukaryota, Viridiplantae, Streptophyta, Magnoliopsida, Asparagales, Asparagaceae. The record is from RefSeq and is a predicted model, not a curated record. Gene Ontology annotation, molecular function: ATP binding; protein kinase activity.
AUGGCAGGGCCUCGAAGCACGGACCGCUCGGCUGGGCUCGAUAAUCGGCGCAAUUGCAUAUCGGAUCGGCUCAGCUAUCUUCGAUGCCAGUCCAAGGACAAGAACAUCAGUUGUUAUUCCAAUAUAACGACCAACGGUGCCGACACCGAUGACGAUUUCUUAUCUGAAACCGACGUCGUCCACUCUACGGGGUGCGAGUUCUUGUUCACGACGGUGAAGUAUGAGACCGAUGCUGAGAACGUGACGUCGGUGGUUUUCUCGGAGGCGGAGCUCGGGUGGUGGGUCCACGGCAAGUGCCUGUGCUCGGCCAAUGCGAAUUGCACACGUGUCAAGACUCCAGCAGGAGGACCUGGGUUCAGGUGUAGGUGUGGUGAUGGCUAUCAGGGGGACGGGUUCGCCGGCGGCAGCGGCAGCGGGUGUGUCAAAGUUUCUACUUGCGGGUCUGCAGCCUAUAUGUCAGGUAAUUGUGGAGGCUCCAGUAAAGUUGGUGCGCUCGUUGGAGGGAUUUUUGCUGGAGGCGCAAUAACGGCAGGCUUAGCUGUUGUCCUCUACCUCAUCCGAGGCCGCUGCAGUUCUUCAAGGUUCCGCAAGAGCACCAAACGCUUGCUCUCCGACGCAUCCUUCAAUGUUCCCUUCUACCCGUACAAAACAAUUGAGCGAGCGACCGAUAAUUUCUCUGACACUAACCGACUCGGCACCGGAGCAUAUGGAACGGUCUACGUCGGAAAUCUCAGCAACGGUGAUCUCGUCGCAGUCAAAAAGAUCAAACACCCUGAACCUGAAACCGUCGAACAAGUGGUUAACGAAGUGAAGAUGAUCUCUUCAGUAAAUCACCCAAAUCUAGUUCGAUUACUAGGCUGUUGCAUUGAAAGAGGUGAACAAAUUUUAGUCUACGAGUUCAUGCCUAAUGGUACAUUGGCUCAGCACCUUCAAAGACAACGAGGUGUUGGUCUCCCAUGGACAAUUCGACUUGCGGUUGCAACGGAGACAGCCAAAGCCAUAGCCUACUUACAUUCUGCAGUCCAACCGCCAAUAUACCAUAGAGACAUUAAAUCCAGUAACAUACUGUUAGACCACCAAUUCAAUGCCAAGAUUGCAGAUUUUGGCUUGUCAAGAGCUGUAGUAACUGAUUUCUCUCACGUUUCUACCGCUCCCCAGGGCACGCCAGGAUACGUUGAUCCGCAAUACCAUCAAAACUAUCAUUUAUCGGAUAAGAGUGAUGUGUACAGUUUCGGAGUUGUUCUUAUGGAGAUCAUAACGGGAUUAAAAGUGGUGGACUUCAACAGAGUUCAGAGUGAGGUUAAUUUAGCUGCGAUGGCCGUUGACAGGAUCUCAAAGGGGAAAGUAGAGGAGAUCAUAGAUCCCUUUCUUGGGAAGCAGGGGGAUAGUUGGGCAUUGGCGUCAAUUCACAAGGUUGCUGAGCUAGGGUUUCGGUGUUUGGCGUUUCAUAGGGAUAUGAGGCCAUCGAUGAUGGAAGUUGCGGAUGAAUUGGAGCAGAUCAGGCUGAGCUGCUGGGCUCCGAAGGAUGGGGAUGUUGUCGUUCCGCAGCCCGUUGAGCUGUGCACAUCACCGUUGAUGGAAGGGAGUGAGAGAGUGGAGAGUGCAAGGAGUGAGGGAGUGGAGAGUGCAGGGAAGAGUAAGAGAUUGGUUGUGAGUGGGAGGAUUGAGGAGAAGGUGAAUUCACCUGUUUCUGUGCAAGAUAAUUGGGUCAGUGAGCAGAGUACUCCGUCAUCGAGUAGCUUGUUGGGGUAUCCAAAUCAUUGAUUUAUGGUUAGCUGGUUGCUUUGUGUUCGAACUGGUAUGUGCAUAAUGGGUUAAAGAUCGCAAUAUAUGUUCCCGGAAUCUGCUGCUUUAUAUUGAUCUGUAAGUAGCCCCUGCUUUAGUGUAGUCCACAAAGGCUUAUGAAAUUUUUGUGAAGAAAUUACCAAGUAAUUGCUAUAAAGUUGAGAGAAAUGUUUAUCUAGGCCA